GGUCCAGUGGGACCAGGUUCUUAAAUGUCUGAUGUUUAAGGAAGAAUACCAGUUAGGAGACACGUAAAUUCACCACUGCUUUUCCAAUACAUUUUUUACUUUGCUCUCAGUUCUCUCUGCGAUCAUCAUUUUCCCAUAAACUUCUCUCGGGCAGGCAGAGACACCAUGCUUGCAGAGAAUGAUGAGAUGCCAAUUGGUUGGCCACUUGGACUUGGCUUCUUGAACAUGAGACUUAGAGUUGGGGAAUCCUUCCCUACAGCUUCAAUGGCACCAUACCAAUUGCACGUGCCAUCCACCAGUUUCUCUUCAUUUUCAUCCUCUAACCUAGAUACAGAGUCGACGGCAUCGUUCUUCCAAGACAACAGUGUAUCCCUUGCCCAACUGAUUGGAGUUAGAGCAGGAGAAAGAGGACGCUUGUACUUCCCAAACUCACGGUUUGAAGAAAGGAAAAAGAAAUUAGCAAAGGCUUCUACUUCUGAUGCCUCUAAAAUGGAUAUGUCUCGAGUCAUUUGCAUACCCUUGCUAAAAAUUAGGAAGAGUAAGAAGAGUUCAAGGAACUAACUACAACACCACUGCACCAUUUCCAAAAACCAAUUCAUAAAUUUGUUGUUGCUCCUAGUCAAAAUCGAGUGACGAUGACCAGUUAUUUCAGUCACUUUUUCUUUACAUCACUCAUUUGAACUUUCUCAAGUUUGUUGUGUCGUUUUUUCAUUUCAUACCAUAGCAAAUUAAUAAAAGGUUACUUGUAUUUUCUUA
Vigna unguiculata (cowpea) is the source of this 756-nucleotide messenger RNA. RefSeq lists its product as uncharacterized. The record is from RefSeq and is a predicted model, not a curated record. NCBI's taxonomy places the organism in Eukaryota, Viridiplantae, Streptophyta, Magnoliopsida, Fabales, Fabaceae.